Molecule: messenger RNA, 3738 nt
Organism: Schistosoma curassoni
Lineage: Eukaryota; Metazoa; Platyhelminthes; Trematoda; Strigeidida; Schistosomatidae
Source: the annotation of a GenBank genome assembly
AUGUCUCUUGUAUUUUCGAAGCAAAAUUAUUCUGCUCCACAUAAUAGUGAUCAGGAGCUUGUUAAACAACUGACUGACUUGAUACGACAAAAUGUUCCAUAUUCCAAAAGACUUGAUGUUUUGGGCAUAUUGUCUUACACAACAGAUAAUGGGUGCGAAAAGUUUAUAAAGAUUGAUUCCUCAUUUUCCGCUGCCAAUGAAGGAGCAUCUGAAAAGCUUAAGAAUCUCUCCGAUUAUUCCACACUAAAUUCUGUUGAGAUUUCUGCUGACCAUAAUCCAACCAAAACUGAAGCUACUGAUGAUUAUUCACAGGAUAUUGAAAGUGAGCAGCAUAGCUCUACUCACUCUCCUGGUGCCUCACCUCCUCUAUUACCACCAUCGAUUAUCCAGGUUGGUAGGGUUGGUCGAACAGAUGAAAAACCUGAUCCUAACGAGUCUGAACACGCUUUAGUCACUCAGCCUUCUGAUGUAUUUCAAUCAACAGAAUGUGACGCAGAUGAUAAUGCCUACCGCCGCUGCCGCAGGAAGUGUCGAAAUCCUAAGCGCCAAGUUUUUGACUCUGAUUCACACGCUGGAGAUAGUGAUGUCGAAGAUGUUGCUACUGACGUCGAAGAUUCAGUUCAGACAUCUAAAUCUCAAGAUUAUAUAGAUAUCGCUGCAAAAGUCCCUCGAAUAGAUCCACAGGUCAUUGUUACUGUCUCUAACUCUUGUAUGAAAGAAAUUCCAUCAGUUACAAAUUCGAAUUCUGACAUUGAUAUGGUACCUAUUUCUUUAAGUAGUAGCUUACAGGAUGUUCCUCCUUCACCUUCGGUUUUAUCUGCAUCCCCAACAGCUGCCAGUGUUUCUUUUGUCCCCAUGCACUAUUCUACUGUUAAUAGGUAUUUAAGUCCACAAGUUACCACUAGUGACGUCUCGGCGUUGGUGAACAACCAAAUAAGUUCUGGCACAAAGUAUGCCAUUUCAGCGAAGUCUUUGGGCUUGGGGGAUAUUGGGGACCUCUGUGGGAUUCUACCGAUAAAUGCUCUCCUUGGAAAAACUCUCAUAUCCGGAAAUGAUACAAAUGGGUCUUCCAAAUUGCUAUUUGCUAACAAUAUUGGUACAGCAGUUUGUCCAAGUGCUUCAGAAACGGUCAAUCCCUCGGGGUUUACUCAGCAAAUGACACAGUGUAUUAGUUCUUCAUCUUGCACAAAUCAGAAUCUUAUAUUAAACUCAAACUUAGCGGCUGCUGUUGCUGCAGCGAUUUCUAACUCUUCAUUUUCACUGUCCAGUAAUAGUAAUCCAGUUGCUAACAAUGGGUCAAAUCUAACUACAAGUAUGCCUACAUUGAAUACUCCUUCAAUAGCCUUAACAGGGCCAUCCGGAGAGAUUCUGGGCACAAUACCAAUAGCGUCUGCUAACUCGUCUCAGAAUAUUAUUUCUUCAGCCUUAGGAAGUGGUGUCGUUCAGCCUUGUUCUAUAAAUAAUUCUCUGACAACAGUUAGUGUUACGCUACCAGCUAAUCCGAUUACUGGUUCUUCGACAGGCUUGGCAAACACACUGAACUGGCUACGUUGUGCCACAGCUACAGUGGACCCUAAUUCACACCACGUCAUCAACAGUUUCAGUCCAGGUGCUAAUGCGUCAUCGUUUUCCGUAACAUCAGGCAAUCCUGUUGCUCUUCUUCAAUCUUUAGUCACGCAACAACAGCAACAGGGAGUACAAGCUCAGAUACAAAAACAGCAACCAUUGCAACCGGCAUUUUCAGUGGGACCUACUUUAGCUUUAAUUGGGACCUUGGGACUUAAUUCUCCAGCAACAUGUUCAGUUACUGGACAACAUCCAUCAGAAACAAUAUUUACAUCUAAUACAGGAUUGUCGACUCCUGUGUCAACAGUUUUACCCAGUACGUUGCAUAAUAAUGCUCAACCAGGUCCCGUUAAUAGCAACGCAGCCUUAGUGGCUGCUGCCUUGCUACGGAGUUUGACCAAUGUGAAACAGUCAAACCAAGAACUAACCGAUUCCAAUACCAUUGAUGCGAAUUCGUACAAUCCCCCAGCAUCUCUAACAUUGAUUACAAACAGCAUUCCUUCCUCCGUCAAUGUUGUUGCCUCAACAAAGGCAAAUAUAAUUGGUUUCGAUGAAUCGGCAGGCCAUGGGAACAACAUAUUGACUAAUAGGAUUCUUCAAUCAACUCUUAACUUAAAUGGUGUUAUUACUUCAAGCCAGGCACCGACUGUUUGUCAUACAGUUUCUACUCCAACACAGAAUAUGCCAACUCGCAAUUCUAUUAUGCUAUCUUAUCCCCGUGGAGGAACAGAAAUGAAUCUCUUACUAACUCCAGCAUCUGCACAUGCAUUUGGUACAUCUCAUUUAACUCCUCUCACAGCUGUCCCUGCAGCAUUGUCCUUCCAGGGUUUACCUACAUCGCAGUCUACAAGUCUAACACUAACUUCACCUGUGUUACUCCAAACUCCAGUUACAUCCACAGUAAUCCAGACUACAGGAGCUAUUUCCGAAAUCACCACCACAACUAAUUCGUAUAUGGUCCCAUCUACCACUUCAUUCGACCAAACAUCACAUAAAACUGAUAAAACUUUGACUUAUGUCACGGAAAGCACUUCAAAAGUUACAUCUAACUCCAGUCAAGCUCCAACUUCAAGUUCUGAUCCUACUACAUCUGCUAUAGACAGAAUUCUCCAAACCAUAAAAGGGUGUAUGAGUGCUAAUGCAAAUCGAGAGUCAGACAAUAAACUAAAAAUACGCAAAAACGAAAGCAACGGAACAUACCAAACCAUCACAGGUGAUGGGGUCAAUAGUAAUCGUGCUAAUGAUACUAAAAAGGCAACUGGAACUAGAUUUCCUCCAGCAAAUAAAAAUAGUCUGUCACUUGAGAAUGAUUGUGUUUCUCGCUCAGCGACUACAAAUGAUCGGUUACCUCUCCCACCACUACAAAAAAGUACUGGAGAGCCAUCGGAAAGUAGUCCGUCAACUCCCAUCAACAAGUUUUAUCGAUGCAGAUACUGUGGGAAAACUUUUAACCGAAAAUUCUGUCGUGAACGACAUGAAAGACUUCAUACUGGUGUGAAACCUUAUUCCUGUGAACUUUGUGAUGAGAAAUUUAUUCGUCUUGAAGAUAAAAAGCGACAUGUUAGAUCGCUACAACAUUACUUUUCUAAUAGAGGGUCUCUAAGAACCAGUGGACUAGAUGAUCAGAUCGAUGGAGGUACGGGUCUAGGUGCUGAACCAUCCAGUGUGCUGCCACUGCUGGCACAAACACUUCAAGGAGGAACGAAUAUAGAGACUUCUGAAAAGGAAACUGAAGAGUUGUGUAAUGGAACAGAUGAACAGAAUUUAAGUAGUCAUUUAAGUGAAAAUGAAUCAGAAGUUGCUGCAGCAGUUGUAGAGUUCGAUAGUGAAUCACGUGAUCCAGAAGAAAAUGAGCACUGUAAUGAUGAUACAAAAAAUGCUUCGCAUUUAACAUUAGGCGACGGAAACCAUAUCAUCCAGAAGGAAGAUCCAGAAGAUAAAUUACGAGAGAUAAAAACCAAAUUGGAGGAACCAUCGGAUGAUCUUUUAACUAAUCUCCGCCUAACAUCUAAAAUACAAUUCAACAAAACUAGAUGUCGAGUAGCUUUAAAAGAAACUCAAACAGCUGUAAAUUCGUCAAAUGAAAACUGCUGUGAACUAAUUAAAGUACCUAACGUUGUUCUUUUUACUACUGAUAAUGCUACUGAAUCAAAGACUACGACCAACUUAUAG